AUGCAGCGAAGAAAGCCGCGUCAUCGUCAGCUGCGAGAUGCUCCCGUGCGCCUGCCGAUCGCGGGAAAUGAGUCCGCAUCUGCUGUGUCCAUACCAUCAAUCCUAUCGAGGACAAUCAGGCCAGACGUAGGACAAAGCAUUUGGGGGGGGGGGGCGGGGGGGAAAGCGAAGAAGAGAGUCAACAGGCCGAUGUCAUCGGGAAACGACGUCAUCCACGUGGGGUUGGGCCGUGACGUCACCCGCCCGUCUCCUUCCAACUUGUUAUACUCGUUCCUUUUCCCUUCCAUCCUCCCCUUUCCUCUGCUAGCAUUGCAUCGCAUCGCGUCGCAUCCUGCAUCUCGAAGAUUUGUUCUGCCAGCCGUUAGGAUACCCCAUAGACGAAAUACCCCCAACCGGCUCCCUCAGGAACCACAAAGUCAGAUCCAAAGAAACAGAACCCAGCUCAUCCCGGAAUCACCGAAAAUGGUCGGCGCCAUCCACGAACGCAUUCGCGAAGACCUCAUCGGCAAGGAGCGUCGUCUCUGGACGGCGCUCACCUCCGCCGAUCCAGGGCCCGAAAUCAAGAAGAUGUGUAACGAAGAAGCCAACCUACUUUUCCCGCAGCGCGAGAUUCUGCACCUGCAUUCGAAGCCGUCAAUCAGCGAGGCGCUGAAGCCACCCUUCCAUCACUUCGACGAGUACGAACUGCAGGAAGUGCGCGUGAUCGUCAUCGACCUGAUGGCCGGAUCAGUAACAUACAAGAUCAAUGCGCGGCGCGGCGAGGAGACCUACCGGGGCACCGGGUCGACGACAUGGAGUCAGGCAAGUGAUGGAGAGUGGCGGAUUGUGGUGCAUCAGGAGACAUUAAUGUGA
Molecule: messenger RNA, 852 nt
Organism: Aspergillus niger
Lineage: Eukaryota; Fungi; Ascomycota; Eurotiomycetes; Eurotiales; Aspergillaceae
Exons: 2
Coding region: 1-852 (283 amino acids)
Source: RefSeq, a predicted model, not a curated record